Salpingoeca rosetta is the source of this 2492-nucleotide messenger RNA. RefSeq names its product atypical/ABC1/ABC1-B protein kinase. The transcript has 2 exons. Gene Ontology annotation, molecular function: protein kinase activity; ATP binding. Lineage: Eukaryota; Choanoflagellata; Craspedida; Salpingoecidae. Gene Ontology annotation, biological process: mitochondrion organization; protein phosphorylation; lipid homeostasis. The record is from RefSeq and is a predicted model, not a curated record. Gene Ontology annotation, cellular component: mitochondrial inner membrane. Bases 126 to 2492 code for a protein of 788 amino acids.
AGACAGACAGACAGACAGACAGACAGACAGACAGACAGACAGACAGACACACACACACUACACACACACACAUACAAAGACACACACACACACACAUCACAUCACAUCAGCUCAUACACCGCACAAUGAUGAAUGCGGGGAGAAGAAUACACGAAAGGGCCAAGGCAGUGGCAUCCCUCGUGCCCAAGAGCAUCUCAACCCUAAACAUCGCUGGAGGAAGAAGAGGGCUGACGACUGCGGCAACAAGAAUCUCGGCCACAGCUGCUGCAGCUACAACUACAACAACAUCCACAACGGGAGCAAUCAGAACGCUGAUGGCGAGGGCGGGUGGGAGCACGAGUUGGCUGAUGUCAUUGGCAGCUAUUGCGAGAGGAGGAGGAGGAGGAGGAGGACAGCCACAGCAGCGGCUGAUGCGCUGGCUACAGACGAGUGCAGGACGAGCAGCCCGCACACCAGCAACAGCGCUCGUGGCUGAGAACACGACGAUGGUGCCAAGAGCGGGUGGCCGGCGCACUCGGGGUUUCAUGCUGUUGCACCAUUUGCAGACGCAGCAGAACCGCCACUUGCAAGGAGCACGCCGGUGCCACUUCAGCGCCGUCAGGCGGGCGUUCUCGCAGCAGGCAACGCCUGCCGAGACAACUGCCCGGACACGCUUGUUCCCUUUUACGCUGCACAUUCCGCGCGCGGGCUUGCGGGUGCUUGCAGGCGUGGCUGCCAUGGGCCUGGUGACGUUUGCCAUGCUGUACCCGUUUGCAUGGGGGAAUUCAUGGGUGGACGCCCCGCGCGUGUUCUACACGGCGCUCAAACGCAACCUGGCCGACUUCUACUGCGUGCUGCGCAUGGUGUACCACUACCGCAAGGAGCUCGGCUCGCUGCCGGAGGACAUGGACCCAAAGGAGCGCGCUCGCCUCACGCACGAGUGCCACCUCAAGUGCGCCAGGCUGCUGCGCGACCUCUUCUGCAACAACGCCGGCAUCUACAUCAAGCUGGGCCAGCACCUUGCAGUGCUGGACUACGUCAUCCCCAAGGAGUAUGUGGACACGAUGCAGAUUAUGUUUGACAAGGCACCCACGAGCGAUCUCAACGAGGUGUUUGCCGUCAUCGAGGCGGACCUGGGCAAGCCGGCCGAGGAGCUGUUCCAGCACUUUGACACCACGCCCAUCGCAUCUGCGUCGCUGGCGCAGGUGCACCGGGCAGUCACGCACGACGGCCAGAAGGUGGCGGUCAAGGUGCAGCACAUGGGGUUGCGGGAGGAGAGCAGAGGCGACGUUGCAACUGUGCGUUUGCUCGUCGACAUUGUUCGCUUCUUCUUUCCAGACUACGACUACACCUGGCUCAUCGAGGAGGUGCAACGCAACCUGCCGCUGGAAAUGGACUUUGAGCACGAGGGCGCCAACGCCGAUGCCUGCAGGCACAUGUUUGAGCACCGCGCCGACGUGGACGUGCCCGAGAUCCGCUGGGACCUGAGCAGCAAGCGCGUGCUCACCAUGGAGUUUGCAGAGGGGUGCAGCCUCUCUGACGUGGACGGCCUGCGUGACAGCGGCCUCAACCUCACCACCGUCUCCCGCAUCGUGACGGAGCUCUUCAGCGAGCAAAUCUUCAUCCACGGCCUCGUGCACUGCGACCCGCAUCCGGGCAACCUGCUUGUGCGGCGCGACGCACGCGGCGCCCCCGUGGUGGUGCUGUUGGACCACGGCCUGUACCGACAGCUGGACGAGGACUUUCGCGAUCUCUACUGCCGGCUCUGGCGCGCUCUCAUACGCGGCGACGCAGAGGACAUCAAGAUGUACGCAGAGCGCAUGAACGCGGGCGAGUUUUACUUCAUCUUCGCCGCCAUGCUGACGUACAAGGGGUGGGACGAGGUGAUUGGCGGCACGGCGGCUGCGCGGCUUGAGUUGCGAGGCACCGAGGACGAGAAGGAGGUGGCCCGGUCCAGUGUUGCAAAGUACUUUCGCGAGAUCAACGCCUUGCUUGCACGCAUUCCGCGCGACGUGCUGCUCCUGCUCAAGACGAACGACUGCCUGCACGGCCUGGAGAACAAGCUGCGCCAGGCAGAUGCGCACAUCAUGCCGGGCCUGACCCACGCCACCAUGGCGCGCUACUGUCUCCAAGGCAUCCGCAUCCUGCCCACGUACCACAACUUCCUCUCCGUGCGGCGCGACAUGCUGCUGCUUGAGCUGAAGCUGUUUGCCAUGUGGCUGGCGUUCCAGGUGCACGAGGCCACGGGCUACAAUCCCAUGCACAGCAUCCUCCGCGCACUCGCUGCUGCGAGCGGCAGCGGUGGCCGUGCUGGCGGUGUCGACGUCGUUGUCGAUGUCGAUGCGGUUGCUGGUGACGGCAGCGAGCAUCAGGUCAAGUCUGCGACUGAGGCGACGAGUGAUGAUGACGGUGCUGAUGAUGGUGGUGGCUGUGACAAGAGCAGGAGCAGGCAGACAAGGGCGCAGGUGGCAGCUGACGAAGUCGAGGCCGCUGCUGCCGUUGCUUCCCAGUGA